Messenger RNA from Cryphonectria parasitica EP155, 1329 nucleotides. RefSeq lists its product as uncharacterized. The coding region runs from base 1 to 1329 and encodes 442 amino acids. Lineage: Eukaryota; Fungi; Ascomycota; Sordariomycetes; Diaporthales; Cryphonectriaceae. Gene Ontology annotation, molecular function: acyltransferase activity, transferring groups other than amino-acyl groups. The record is from RefSeq and is a predicted model, not a curated record. The transcript has a single exon.
AUGGGCCAGUUCCCCGUCCUGAACGCCUUUAGCGUGCUCGCAUAUGGUUUUGAGCUCCCGCUUGACGUGGAUCGUGAUGCCGUUGCCUCUGCUCUCCGGGCCAGCUUCGACAAAUUAGUCGAGCAGAUUCCUUUUCUCGGUUAUCAGGUUGACACGCGCGAGUCGGACGGUGUACGUAAGGCGACCCCAUGGCCCCAGGACGUGGCACGGGAAGGUGUGCGCAUCAGAAUCUGCGAUGACGGCCUUCCCUCCAUGCAGCAGCUCCUCGUGGACAAGGUACCUGUCAGCAAGCUAGACGGCAAGCUGCUGUGUCCGUGGCCGGCCUUCCCGUUUCCGCACGGUAUCAAGGGCCCCGUCCCGAUUGUCCAUCUCCAGGCCAGCUUUAUACGCGGCGGUCUCAUCCUCAACCUCAGCGCGCAUCACACCUUCAUGGAUGGCACGGCCGACUUUCAAUUCCUCAAGCUGCUCGCCAUUGUGCUCAAUGGCGGCAAAAUCCCGGCCGCCGAUCUGGAGCAGGCGAACCGCCCCCGGGAUCGGGUCGUGUCGUUGAUCCCACAUGGCGAGCCCGUCAAGGACUACUCCUGCCUAUAUCCGCCGCCGGGCUGGAAGUUCACGAUGCCCACGAGCUGGCCAAAGUGGUGCUACUUCCUGAUGCCUGAGGACUCUCUCUCCAACCUCGCCGAGACGGUCCGCGCCGACGCCGGGCUACUAUCCAGCAGCGACCCUAGUGACCCCAAGCAGCGGCUUUCCAAGGACGACGUCCUCAGCGCCUUCUUGUGGAAGCGCCUCUGUGGCCUGCGCAUCGCACGAGGCAUGCCAGCCGAGACCAUGUCUAAGCUCUCGCGCGCCAUCAACGCCCGUAACCCCCUCGGCAUCCCCUCAUCUUAUCUGGGCGCCCACGUCGCGCCGUGCAUCGUACGCCUGCCAAUGGGCCGAGUCGAUGAGAUGAGUGUGGCUCAGGUCGCCCGCUUCCUGCGCGAGGAGCUGGUCGAGGCCACCACAGCGUGGGCCAUCCGCAGCUUGGCCACCACUGUCGCACGAGAGCCGCCCGCAGGCCGCGCCCGUCUGCUGUACACGGGAACCCACAACGCAGCGACAGACAUAGGCUGCACCAACGUGUCGAGGGCGUUGGUUCCUAAGGGGCCGUGGGGGUCUCUGGGGCCAUGCCGCUGGUAUCGCCGCCCGGAUGCCGCUCCCAUCCCAGGCAGUCUCCGCCUCCAAGAGGCUGAGGAUGGCGUCCACCCUAUCGCCUUCUGUUUGCCCGAGGAGGACUUGGCGGCAUUAAAAGAGGAUGAGCAGUGGAACCGGUACGCGACCUAUAUUGGUUAA